CCAAAUUUCUUCACAAAAAUUCAAAGACUAGAACAAAACCAUGGCAUUUCCCUGCACUACUCUUCCCCGCACUUCCAUCUCCUCUCUGCUGGCAAUGCUUCUGCUUGUUGCUUCUCUUCUGCCUGCAGCCUUUGCCCAAGAUCCUCCCACUCCAGGCCCAUUCAUAGCCGACUGCAGCACCCACCUCCUAGCACUCAUGCCAUGUGGUCCAUUUGUCCAAGGGACAGCCAAGAAGCCAGUAGAGUCGUGCUGCAACAGCCUCAACCAGCUCUUCAGCCUGCAGCCUGGUUGCCUCUGUCUCCUGCUCAACAACACAACCUUGAGCACAAUUCCACUGAACAGGACACUUGCUUUGCAGCUACCUGCUCUUUGCAAACUCCAAGCCAACAUCUCUUCUUGCUCAGGCGAAUCUCUGCCUCCCAGUUCAUCAUCUGGUUCUCAAGUUUCCCUUGGGACAACAAACAACUCCACUGUUGCUUCUACUGCCGUGCCAUCCUCUUUUGUUCCACCAGCAACAAGUCCCACUAAUGUCCUCGGGUCAGGGGCUCACAGAAACACUGUUGCAAAGCAGAAAGCAACAGGCCAUUUAACGACUGUGGCUGUUGUAGCAAUUCUGCUCAGGAAGUUGAUCUAUUGAGUCUAUUCACUGCUAUAUUAUGCUUAUUCCUAAGUUUGUCUAUGCUAUAUUUCCAAAUUUACAGUAUUUAGAAUUAGGGUCUGUUGACGGUGUUUAUCAUUCAGUAAAUUGAUUUUAACUGGUAUAGUAACAUGUAAUCCUUAGGUAACUUCUUGUUGAUUGAAUUGGAACAAUAUAUCUACUUAUAUGUUGCCUCUGAAUAAAUAUGGGCAUUUCUU
Messenger RNA from Rubroshorea leprosula, 855 nucleotides. Lineage: Eukaryota; Viridiplantae; Streptophyta; Magnoliopsida; Malvales; Dipterocarpaceae. The record is from the annotation of a GenBank genome assembly.